CACCAUUCACUCGUCGAACGAUAAGAUGUCAACAGAAACUCGUGUUUUGGCAAUAUUGAUAUUCAAACUUUUGGUGUAUUGUAAUGUCCAGAGUAAAAUUUUGAAUCCUGUAAUUUUAGUUCCUGGAGAUGGAGGCACGCAAUUCGAAGCAAAGCUGAACAAAACCACAGCCCCACAUAGCUUAUGUGAAUUGAAAACUAAUGACUACUUCAGUCUUUGGUUAAAUCUGGAGGAGUUAGCUCCCAUUGUUAUUGACUGCUUCACAGACAACAUGAAGUUGGUUUACAAUCGUACUACCCACACAACCAGUAACACACCAGGAGUGGACAUCAGGAUCAGCGACUUUGGGGGGACAUCGACUGUGGAGUGGCUGGACCCCUCCCAUCUGUCUGUCACUUCGUAUUUUGCACCUAUUGUGGAAGCUAUGGUGUCCUGGGGUUACAAAAGAGGCAUAUCAGUUCGAGGGGUACCUUUUGACUUCAGGAAAGCACCAAAUGAAUUUAAAGAGCUGUACCAGAAGAUGAAGGCCCUGAUUGAGGAGACUUACAGGAUAAACAACAAUACUCGUGUUAUCCUCCUGGGACACAGCAUGGGUAAUCCCACAUCUCUCUACUUCUACAACAUAAUGUCCCAGGCCUGGAAAGACAAGUACAUCGAGGCCCAUGUUAGUCUGGCCGGGGUGUGGACAGGAGCUGUCAAACCACUCAGACUGUUUGCUUCAGGUGAUAGUCUAGGUGUAUACAUUGUUAAACCUAUCAAGGUUCGUGUAGAACAACGGAGCAUGCCCAGUAGUGCAUGGCUGAUGCCUUCGGACAAAGCCUGGGGUCCAGACGAGAUUCUGGUGAUGCAGCCAGAGAGGAACUACACUGUGAAGGACUACAAACAAUUCUUUACUGACAUCAACUUCAUGGAUGGAUGGUACAUGAGGCAGGAUACUGUCAAUCUGAUCCGUGACCUUACACCUCCAGGGGUUAAAGUUCACUGUCUACAUGGGAUCAAUGUUAAAACUCCAGGUACUUUGGUGUAUGAUAAAUCAACAUGGUAUGAUUCACAGCCGAACGUCAUAAAUGACAACGGAGACGGUACUGUAAAUAUCCGCAGUCUACGAGCAUGUCUGAACUGGCAGAAACAACAGAAGCAACCAAUCUUCCACAAAGAGUUCCCCAACAUUGACCACAUGGCCAUUUUGAAGUACUCUGGAACCAUACAAUACCUCAAACAAAUAUUAGUGGGAAGUUGAUGACAGUUUUCUGUUCAUAUUGAUUAAAAGUUCACCUUUGUCAGUCUGAACCUGGUCUCAACAAUAUUUUAUUGGACUGAAUUUAAAAACCAAACUUUAUUCCAGUGAAAUUGUUUUCAUAUUCCAGUUUUGAGAUUUAAUUUAAAAUAAUUGCUGAUUCUUCAAUUCUGAUACUUACUGAGGGUAGUUCAUUAGUAAACUGCUUUGUUUAUCAAUUUUAGGCAAGAUUUUUUUUUUUAUCAUAUGUAACAAUUCUCUAAGCUAUAGCAUUUGUGCCAAAAAAAUUUAUUUUGAUAUUUUAUGUUUGAUGAUGUUUAGUGUAGGUUCCCUUGUCUUGAUACAUACCUCUUUGCAAAUAUUUAAUUUCCACACAAACCUACAUAAAGUGUGAAGAUGGUGAAUACAAGGAUAGUGAUUUAUGAUUUUAUCAUAUCAUCAAUUAAACCAUUGUUCAUUCAAGAAGAGAUUGCCUGGAACACUGAAUAAUUAUAUGGUGUGUAAUGCCUUAUAGAUAUUGAAUAUUGAGAGAUCAGUGAUAUUUAUCCUUCGGUUUUACAAGAUGGAAUAUCAAGAUUUGCAAUAAAACCUCUCUGUCUAAGAAAAGAAAAACCUAUUAAACUUCAUUUUCACAUAUUAUAAGGGAACACAGUAUUUAUUUAAAAUCCUCUAGUAAUAUUGUUUAAUGUGCGCUCUUUGAAGGUUAUUAGAAAGAAAAAAAAAAUGCAUACUUUGAAUUAAACUACAUUACAUAAUAUAUUUGUAUGAAAUGUCAUUCCACAUUUGGUAUGCUACUGAAAAAGCUGGUUUAGAUAGAGUGGUCGUGACCAAAUUCUGUAAUAUUUAGAUUGUUUGAUAUUAAUGAUGCUUUAUUAUAUACCCAACUGUUUGUCACUCAGUUUUACUGUUGAAUUUAUGCAAUCACAUGACGGUGUGAUCCGACGUUCCGGAUCACCACACUGUGGUUUUCUGAAUCCAUAUCACCCCUCUCUGAAACUGAUGACGUAGUACACAGAUAAAUGACGUUUUUAUUCUCGCGCAUCAAAAAGUUCCCUGACAAAAUGGUUUGUUUAUGAUGUUUAAAAGUUAUGCAAUUGAUCCAAAAAGUUUUCUUUUAUUAUAUUUUGCUAGUUGUAAAGGGGGUAUAUAAUAAAUUUAUCAUUAUAACAGUAACUUGAUCCGAAGAGCCGUAUCACGUCUCGUUGACAGGCGCGGAUCAUCAGAUCAAACUCGACGCUUCGCGUCUCGUUUGAUCUGAUGAUCUGCGCCUGUCAACUCGACGUGAUACGGCUCUUCGGAUCAAGUUACUGUUAUAAUAAUAUAUAUAUAUCAUAUUCAUAUAACUAUUGAGAUUAAACACUAUCCAGAGGACUAGAUCUAACAAAUCAUGUAUUCCAUUCUGUAUGGUGUAUUCAUCACACUGUGACAUGUUUGACUUUAAAACGAGGCAUCUUCUAUGAUAUUUAUGAUAUAUAUAUUAAACAUACAUUUUUUUUUUUGCUUUGAGAAAAGAACAGUAUUCUAUCUGAAAUUACCCAGUAACAUGGAAUUCAGAAGAAAAAAAAUUUAUGCCAUUUCAUUGGUGUCUAAAUAUUAUAUACUUAUGUCAUAAUGUUUUCUACAUGUAUCUUGUCAAUAUCAAACCAUGGUACACGUGGUAAUUAACAAUAUACAUUGUACAUAUGGAUGUGUCUUUACAUAACAUUUAUGUUGAUACGUGUGUGUUUUGUAUACCUGGAUAAAUGUUGUGUGGAUGAUAUGUGUUAUUGCAGUGUACAAUUAUUUGUAUAGUUGAACAGAUCUAAAUAUGUGCAAAGGUAAAACAUUCAAACAUAUUCACUGAAGAUGUCCUAUGUGAUGCAGGACUUUUGUUGUACUAGCCUUUUUUCAUGCAUAUCAUAUUCUCUGUUUUACCUUUGAUAGUCAAGGCAGGUGGUGCAUUAGAAUGUUCUCUUCUUUAACAAAUUGAAGAACUACUUUUUUUGUUAUUAAUUAAAUUAUUUAUGACUCUAUGGAAUGUGAGAUAGGUUAGACAGGAAUUAAUUACAUGUUUUACAAUAUUUCUGUUAGUGUAACAUUGGUUGGGAAAACUCAAUCACAUUUACCUUUACAAAUAUCAACAAUUAUAAAACAUUGAUAUAUAAAAGCAGCUUUUGUACGUGCACGUUAUAAAUCGGCUUCCAAUGUACAUCAUGUUAGAGCUUUGUGAAUAAGCCAUUUUGUCUUUUCAUUGCUGUAUUGAGUGUCUUUUUGUUUCUACAUCCAUUGAUGUACCCUUAUCAAGUUUAGAAUGGGAAGGGUUUUUUUAUUACUUUGAUUUUUUUGGUCAUUUGUUCAAUUUGAAAUUGGCAAUACCUAUACCCUUGUUUAUAGCAUAAUAAAAUGAAGCCCACUUGUAUGAGAACAUUACACAAUAAAAUACAUUCAAACAUGUUCCCAACAAGUACUUAGUCUAGUACCCCAAAAAGUGUUUGCCUCACAGAAAAGAGCAAGUAUGGUAAUAACUGAAGAAAUUCAUCCUAAGCAAUUUAAAUGUUCCUAUCAAUUAGAAAAAUGUCAAUAAUUAUAACUUUUUCCAGGAGAUACAUUUUGUGUCGGUAAAUGUAUUUGAAAUUUUCAAACCGGUGUUAAUGGCAUGUCUUAUGAAAUCCAUGUCUCAAAUCACGAGGUUGAUUUGGUAAUUGAUAGUGGAGACAUUAUUUUAUUUGUCUCUGUGAUAGCUUUAUUCAUGUAUAAAGAUGACCAUUAAAGCAGAUAACAUAA
Saccostrea echinata is the source of this 4000-nucleotide messenger RNA. RefSeq names its product phospholipase A2 group XV-like. The transcript is spliced from 7 exons. The record is from RefSeq and is a predicted model, not a curated record. Gene Ontology annotation, biological process: lipid metabolic process. NCBI's taxonomy places the organism in Eukaryota, Metazoa, Mollusca, Bivalvia, Ostreida, Ostreidae. Bases 26 to 1240 code for a protein of 404 amino acids.